CGCACUUGGCACGAUGAUACAGCUUUUUCUUUGAUUCCUUGCAUGUUUCACCGAGAUAAAUCAAUGGAAAAGCUAUGUCUUAUACAAAGAAAACAACUGCUCCUCAAAAACAUGAUAAGGAAGGUACAUCAUCUACCACUUUAGCAGCUGUAGCAUUCCAAGAUCAUCUUGUCCGUUCACUAAAUUUAGGGGCACCAGUCAGAAUAGGACCCAGACAGAUAGGACUGGGUCCAGCAGCUAAAGCCAAGCAGAAACAAAAGAAAGAGAUCAAAUCACAAACAGAUACAGGCCUGAGGAAAACAAGACCAAAGGGAUCUGCCAAAAAAGAAGAUGAAGAGUAUGUACUGGAUGCAAAGCCUGUCACUCUCACACUUGCUCAAAAAAUGGGGUUGGUUGAAGCUCCUGAUCAACCUCUUUCUGAAAAAGAAUGGCAAAAUAUGAAACUCAAGUCCAAUGAAAGAGAUGAUUCAAAAUUACCAUGUGUCAUAUGUAAAGAAGAUUUUGGAACCCAAGAGCAGGUGCUGCUGUCUUGUUCUCAUGUUUUCCAUAGGGCAUGCCUGCAAGCCUUUGAAAGGUUCACUGGCAAAAAAACAUGUCCGAUGUGUCGUAAUGAACAAUAUCAGACCAGGGUUAUCCACGAAGGAGCAAAACAACACAGAAUAAAAUGUGCUACAAGAAUCCAAGCUGCCUGGAGAGGCUAUGUGGUCAGGUGUUGGUAUCUGAAGUUGAGGGAGUCGGUUCCACCCACAGAUCCCAAGCUCCGAAAAAAAUUCUAUGCCAGUAAGCUGUCUAGCAUAACAGAUAGAAUGCUGCGAUCUUGUGACUUCAACAUUGACGUCUUUCUGACUGAAAUUGAUGAGAACCUGGCAGCAAGCCGUGCCGUGUUCCGCAAUUUUGAUGCUACUUUCAACAUAAUGUCUGAAGAACAAUGGGAAGAAGUUCAACUAAAGGCUGUGAUGAGACAGGAAGUUGAGUGCCCUAUCUGUUUAGGAGCACUGGUUCUACCAGGUUACAUGGGAGAUGGCCCAACUUUCACUACACAAGAACUCCAUAAUGCCAUGUCAAACAUGUCCAAACUUCCAGAUAAGACUGAUACAAAGAAGUCUUUGGGACUAGACAAAGACCCUAUAAUUAGCAAACUGACUUCACAGAGCACAAACAGUACAGAUCAUAACUGUAAACCUAAAGCAGGCUUAAGGAAAACAGUUCUGUUGUCUUGUUCACAUGUGUUUCACGAGACGUGUUUGAGGACUUUUGAGGAGCUUGCUUGUGAGGAAAGACCCAUAUGUCCCGUGUGUAGGUCCCUGUAUCAAAAACGGGUCAUUAGUCUGUAGACUUUUAAUUUCACUUGCAUCUUUAAUUUAACCCGUUGAAAGUACUAUUUGAAACAAUUUAGAGAUGCAAAAUUCAUACAUGAUUGGAGCUCUAGAAAAGUUGGUAGAAUUUUCUUACACAAUUGCCAAAUGCC
Saccostrea echinata is the source of this 1468-nucleotide messenger RNA. Its product is annotated as RING finger protein 32-like. The coding region runs from base 75 to 1334 and encodes 419 amino acids. Gene Ontology annotation, molecular function: protein binding. NCBI's taxonomy places the organism in Eukaryota, Metazoa, Mollusca, Bivalvia, Ostreida, Ostreidae. The record is from RefSeq and is a predicted model, not a curated record. The transcript has 9 exons.